Aspergillus nidulans FGSC A4 is the source of this 1662-nucleotide messenger RNA. Its product is annotated as protein CYP540D1. Gene Ontology annotation, molecular function: oxidoreductase activity, acting on paired donors, with incorporation or reduction of molecular oxygen; heme binding; iron ion binding. The transcript is spliced from 2 exons. Bases 1 to 1662 code for a protein of 553 amino acids. Lineage: Eukaryota; Fungi; Ascomycota; Eurotiomycetes; Eurotiales; Aspergillaceae. Gene Ontology annotation, cellular component: membrane. The record is from RefSeq and is a predicted model, not a curated record.
AUGACAGUCCAGACAUUCUACCUUAUUGGUGAAAAGGAACGCUCGACACGCGAGCUCGAUGUUGGUGAUCCAAAGACAGUGAACGCGCUUCGACAGGGACUAGCAGAAGUCUUCAAUAUAUUGAGUGCAGAAGGAAUCGACUUUCAUGAUUGUCAUGGCCCAAUAAGUACUAUCGAGAGUAUUUUGCGAAGUGAAUCAGUCGGUAUAACUGUCAACGGGCAUCCCGUACGCUAUCCUCAGCAGCCCCAAGGGAUCCCUAUAUUUGGAAACCACUUUGAGAUCUAUCCAGAUCAUCUAGGAAAUCACGAACGCCUCUUCAACAAAUAUGGUUCCGUUAUCCGGACUAAUAAUAUGGGCAGAGUGACAUACCUCACAAACGACCCAGACAUUGCAGCACUUGCGUUCAGGGACAAUGACUACUUCACCAAAGCACCAUCGUCAGCGAGUCAUCCGCUUUACGGAAUCAGGGACCAGACAGCGCUGUUUCUAUGUGAUACCGAAUCCCCGGCGUGGAAAGAGGCACACAAGUUUAUUCCCCCCAGCAUGACCCCUCGAGCCGUUCGGCACUACACUCCUCUACUUCAGCAGUCGGUAGACACCGUAUUUAACGUGCUGGAUAAAUUCGAUAACAACGGACAGGCAUUCAAUGUCUAUCACUUAACAGCAAAACUAGCUUCCCAAGUGAUCUGCCAGCUGGUGCUUGGAGUCGAUCUUCAUCAUUUCGACGCCGUCGACAGUCCGGUACAUCCUAUCAUUGUGCUCCUUCAACGCUACCUUACGCUCAAUCGCCGCGUACAAACAAAGGGAGCAUGGUAUUCCUAUCUACCAUUCGGAGACCCCGUCGCCCUUAAAAACACUCGAAGGGAAUUAUACGGUCUCAUCGAGGAGGCCGUCAUAACGUGCCAAAAGAAAAACGGUGGCACAACUGGCGACCUUCCUAUACAGACGGCUGCGCUACAUGCAACCUGUCUCGUAGACUACCUGGCGCGGGCAACGGAUGAACAUGGAAACAAGCUACGCCAUGAGUACAUUCUCAGCAACACGCUCGCUCUAGUCGGUGCCGGCUUUGUGACUAGCUCUGCUUUCCUCUCUUGGCUCAUAUACUCCCUUGUCGAAUACCCCGGUCAGCAAGACCGGCUCCUCCAAGAAUUGGUUGAUCACGGCGCCGUCUCUGAUAAACGAUGGACGUACGACGAGAUCCAAGCCCUACCCUUUCUGGACGCCUUCGUCAAGGAAGCACAACGCAUGCAUAGUCCAUCUUUCCAGCCUGCUCGAAACGUCAAGAAGGACAUCAUCCUUCCGGGCGGAUGGGCUCUGCCGCAGGGUUCAAUUCUCAUCCCGAGUAUUCCUCACCUCCACCACCACACGGCAUACUGGGAGAAUCCGGACCGCUUCGACCCCGACCGGUGGCGGACGGAGAAAGUCAAGAAUCGGCACCGAAGCGUGUAUGUGCCAUUUGCAGCUGGUCCGCGCAGCUGUAUCGGAUUCAACGUGGCGUUGCAGGAAGUAAAGAUAUCCUUGGCUGAGCUUGUCUACCGCUACGAGUUUGUGAACGCCACCAACGAGGGGAUAGAGUAUGAUCCGGACUUUAUCGUGAUUCGCCCGGUGAAUUUCUACGUUCGGGCCAUUCGGCGGACGGAAUGGCCGGCUCGUUCUCCCUGA